GUUCACUUGUACAGGUACUUGCCAACAGUGUGUGACUGACCGCCAAGAGGUUAACAGGCCGUUCAGUGGCGAAGAGGAUAAAGUAAAGUGAAAGAAAAUAUUUUAAAACAUAAGAUAUUGUGGCUCCUACCUGUUCGGGUUGUGGGUUUCGUCCUUAGGAUGAAUUAGAAUUGAAACAUCUCCCGCGGGCAGGGAUUCAGAAAUUUGAGUUGAAGUCAGAAUAAAUAAAACCAAGAGGGGCGGAGGAAGAAAAAGAGAAAGUGAGGAAGAACACCAACCAUCAUGUACAAGGAGGUGAAGGUUACCAGUGAGACAGUAGUGUGUGCUGGAGUGACCCACACACCAGAUAUCCUUUGUCCACCAUCAAACUCUCACCAAGAAUGUUACUGUUAAUGUUAGUACAAGUAUUUGUGAGGGGAGCAUCGAUGAUCAAGAGUAAUAUGAGGCUACAUGUGCGACUAAGAUUUUGGGUGGGCCUCGCCUCAGCAUAUGUUCUUUUCAUGGGAUUUGUUCACUUGCUGCAAGUCCCUCUGAGAUCAAAUGCACUUCACUCUCACUAUGACCUGUCAGGAGAAGGUGUUUUUGCAAAGCAUCGUGCAGCAGUGAAGAAAGAGGCAGAGAAGUACGCUCAGGCAGCUCUCAAGGCUCCUGCAGCUGACAUGGAGACCGCUCAACAGAUAUCAUUGUUAAAAGAAACCUUUAAGAAGGCAGAUAGCAGUGUUGAUGGCCUCCUAGAUCUGGCUGAACUGUCUUCGUGGAUAAGCACCAAGAUUAAGGAACACCUCACUCUUGCACUGAAGGAGAAUUUCUUUAUGUUUACAGCCAUAGACCAGGACCCAAGGAAUGGGAUGGUGUCUUGGGAUGAGUUUCACCAUUACUUCCUCAAACAGCAUGGUUAUGAUGACAAAUACAUACAGGAGCAUAAGAAAAACCACAAAGGAAUGCCCAGAGAAUUAAAGGAGGCCAUCAUGAGAGACAAGGCCGCGUGGUCUGAAGCCGCCCGGGAUAAUCCCGAGCAUCUGACCAUUGAUGAAUUCUUAGCCUUCAGACAUCCUGAGUCUUCACAUGCUACAAUCCUGAGCAUUGUUGAGGAGACUAUAGGAAGACUGGAUGUUGAUGAAGACAACAAACUGAGUGAGGAUGAGUUUUCUGAUCCAGACAUGAACGAGGUGCCAGAUGACAUGACCUUAGAACAGUACAAGAAUGAACGUCUCAAGGAGUUUAGGAUUGCAGAUGAAGACAGUAAUGGAAAAGUAGACAGGAGGGAAUUGUUGCGUUACAUAGAUCCUCGCAACAUCCAUCAUGCAGAGAAAGAGGCAGUCAAUCUGUUAAGUGCAGCAGACACUAACCAAGACGGAGUUCUUACAUUGGUUGAAGUGCUCGCCCAGAGAGAGAUGUUCAUGAGAAGCAAGAUGGUGGAUGCUGCAAAGAGUUUCCAUGAUGAGUUUUAACUUUUCCUGAGAUGUGACUAGCACAUUAAAGAUGAUUUUGAUACAUUUGAAAUACAUUUGGUUAAGUUGAUAUAUUUGUAAUGAGUUAGAAUUUUUUAUAUUUUUUGUAACAUAGAUGUUAUAUUGCUCUUGCUAAAUGCAUUUGCCAGUA
This is a messenger RNA of Homarus americanus (American lobster), 1602 nucleotides long. RefSeq names its product 45 kDa calcium-binding protein-like. The transcript is spliced from 9 exons. The coding region runs from base 381 to 1451 and encodes 356 amino acids. Gene Ontology annotation, molecular function: calcium ion binding. Gene Ontology annotation, biological process: calcium-ion regulated exocytosis. Lineage: Eukaryota; Metazoa; Arthropoda; Malacostraca; Decapoda; Nephropidae. The record is from RefSeq and is a predicted model, not a curated record. Gene Ontology annotation, cellular component: endoplasmic reticulum.